AUGGGUGUUACUCGUUCCAACCACUCUCUAACAAAUCAGAAUAAUUUAUCAACUUUAACUCUAAAUUUACUUGACGAAAUCAUCUCUGUUUUCUCACUAAAUUGUAUUUCUCCAUGGAGUCACGAUGCUACUCAUGAAAAUAAUCUAGGCUUAAUUCCUUCAUCUCAAUUUGUUAACGUCUCAAGGCAAAUUGGACUCACAUAUACCCCUUCCGAGUCUAGGUCCAUUAAUAAGGAGCUUAAGCUAAAAGGCAUUGACUUUAUUGACGUGGAUACGUUUGUUCAGCUUGUAGAUAAUAAGAUUAGGCUCGAUAGUGACAUCAAAUCAAAAGUCCCUGAAUUUACUUCUGUUGAGGACUUUUUGGGCCCCAAACUGGAUGAAUGUUAUACAAUUUUAGACUGGCAAAAAUCUGGUAAACUUCCCUCUUCUGAUCUAAAACAUAUGCUUUCGUGCUUUGACAACGGUCAAUUUGACUCCUCCAAGCUUAACACAUUAUUUAAAAGUGCUGGUCUCACCAGCAAAAGGAUUAUUAGCAAGGAUGACUUCAGGCGUAUGUUCAUGCCCAUCAGUGAUACUUCAUUUUUCUCAGUCAGACUUUUCGAUGAAACUAAAUCAUCUUAA
This is a messenger RNA of Theileria parva strain Muguga, 621 nucleotides long. RefSeq lists its product as uncharacterized. The transcript has a single exon. NCBI's taxonomy places the organism in Eukaryota, Apicomplexa, Aconoidasida, Piroplasmida, Theileriidae. The coding region runs from base 1 to 621 and encodes 206 amino acids. The record is from RefSeq and is a predicted model, not a curated record.